Molecule: messenger RNA, 4107 nt
Organism: Macrosteles quadrilineatus (aster leafhopper)
Lineage: Eukaryota; Metazoa; Arthropoda; Insecta; Hemiptera; Cicadellidae
Exons: 7
Coding region: 1-4107 (1368 amino acids)
Biological process (GO): DNA integration
Molecular function (GO): nucleic acid binding
Source: RefSeq, a predicted model, not a curated record
AUGUGUAACUCUGCAAGCAGUGCUACUAAUCUGGGUCAGUUUGCCACCUUUGCUGUCACAGCGACCAACUACACACAGUGCCUUGCGGCUAGAACAACGGUGCUACUAUUCUGGGUCAGUUUGUCACCUUUGUUGUCACAAUACCCAACUGACACUUCGAGCCCGCAGAAGAACAUUGUGCCAGGAACCACAAAAACUCCACCUCAAAAGUCCACAAAAAAGUCAGUCUCUGGGUGGACGACGUUUACAGAAGUCGUCAAUGCCAGGCACGGCUCUACAAAGAAGAUAAGAAUAGAAAACAAUGGUGCUGAAGUAAGGGAAUCUCCAAUGUUAUUCAACUUCCUCCUUCGCAAGAACGCCUUUAUUCAGAUCGUCACUUCCUGGAAAGAGCGCCAAUCUGAGCUUGUGCUAGCCAGGCUUAAGUCAAUUGAAGCAAAAGUGCUUGCUAUCGAAAAGGAACCUAUCACUCCUCAACUUAUAACAAAGCUCACUCUUUUGGAUUCCACCGCUACAGCCAAAAAUAAUGAUUUUGACAAAUUAGUGAAUAAGUUGUUCGGCACUGUGCCUUUACCUGAGGAAUUAGAUGAAAGUGAAAAUAUCACUACAAUUUCAACAUUACAAGAUGAAAUAAGUGAUCUCUAUGUGUCUAUUCACUCUUUGUGUGUGAACUUGAUACCUUCCCCAAGCUCUAACCAGUCGAGCCAGCCAAACCUGGAUGAUUCCAAUGCAGCUAUCAGCCAAGUAGCUACAACUAAGUUAGAUGAGUUAACCAAGUACAUUGAGUCUCACUGUGUAAAUCUUGAAGCAGCUAAUCUUACUAAUGUGGGAUCAUCUCUUAAGGGUAACACAGACAAACGAGCUCCAAGUUCUGACUCAAAUAAAAAUGAAUCUGGUUUUGUUGGUUUGACAAAUACAGAGAACACAGUUCUUCUUGCCACUGCUUUAAUUGUGGUAAAAUCAAGCGAAGGUAAGACCCUAGUUUGUAGGGGAGUUUUAGAUUCUGCUGCUCAGUCUACCUUCAUUACUCAAAGAUGUGCUCAGUCUUUAGGGAUUAAGCGCUCUCAUGCUAAUAAAACGCUUAUUAAUGGCAUCUCGUCUGCUCAGGUGAAAACAAAAGGGUUAACUCAUGUCACUCUCCAGUCCCUUAGUGGAUAUGUAUUGGCAAGCUCUCACCCUGUCUUCAUUUUGGAUAAUAUCACUCCAGAUUUACCUCGAGCUAAGAUCACUCCUGAAGUUCGCUCACAGAUGCAACAUUUAAUGUUAGCCGAUCCUACUUUUGAUAAACCCGCUCCUAUUGAUGUUCUAAUUGGAGCUGACCUUUUUGCCUCCUCUGUGAAAGGCCAGUUUUUGUCACUUGGUGAGAAUAUGCCUGUAGCAAUUGACACCAUUUUUGGAUAUGCGCUCUUAGGAUCGACCCCUGUCGCCUCAACUUGCAAAAAUUCAUUUCAUGGAUUAGUCACACUCUUAACCACCAAUAGUUUGGAUCUUCACACCUCUAUCCAACAGUUUUGGGCUGUAGAGGAACCCCCUCUUACAAGCAAGCAAUCCUUUGCCGAAGAAAAAUGUGAAAAACAUUUUGUAUCUACGCACUCUCGCACUCCUGAAGGAAGGUAUAUUGUCUCUUUGCCUUUCUCAGACGAUCCGUCAACAUUAGGCAACUCGAGCAAAGUGGCAAAAUCCCUAUUCUGGUCUCUGGAGAAUAAAUUUCGUUCUAAUCCUGAUUUCAAGGAAACUUAUGUUGAUUUUAUGAGAGAUUACUUGUCUUCGGGACAUAUAACACUCUGUCAGUCACCACGUCUUAAAAAUAAUCCUCAUUACUACCUUCCACAUCAUGGAAUUUUUAAAGAUGGAAAAUUAAGGGUAGUAUUCAACGCAUCAGCACCUACAUCAACAUCUCUGUCUCUCAACAGUAUUCUUCAUCAAGGACCAAAACUCCACAACAACAUAUGUGACAUCAUUCUCAACUUUCGCCGACAUGCGGUUGUUUUUUCAUGCGACAUCAAGCAGAUGUUUCGACAGGUCCUUGUAAAGGAAUCUGAUCAGAUAUUUCAACUUAUUUUCUGGAGAGAGAAUGAUAAAAUGCCUCUUCAAAUCUAUCAGCUAGCGACUGUCACUUAUGGGCUCACAUCAUCGCCCUACUUGGCAAAUCGUGUCAUUCAACAACUCAUUAUUGAUGAAGGAAAAAAUCAUCCUCUAGCCGCAACUGCUCUAAAGGAUCAGAUUUAUGUCGAUGACGCCCUAUUGGGAUGGUUAACUCCUGUAACCUUCUGGUCCAAAUCCUUCAUGCAAUACUUAUGGACACUUGGUCUCGAUUGGGAUGAACCCCUAGACGACAGCGUUAUAUCAGUUUGGAACAAGUUCGCCAAUGAACUUCCAUAUAUUGAAAUGCUCAAGAUACCUCGCUACGUGGGACUUUCUUCUGCUAAAGAUAUUCAGCUACAUGCUUUUUCUGAUGCAAGUGAAGCAGGAUAUUGUAGUUGUGUUUACCUGAGAGUUGUAAAUUCACAAGGAAUUAUAUCGACUUAUCUUCUGAUAGCGAAGUCAAGAGUCGCACCUCUGAAGCGUAUUUCCAUACCUCGCUUGGAGCUCUGCGGAGCACACCUGAUGUCUAAGCUCCUAAAUUACUGUAUACAGCUUCUCUCACCUCACUGCAAGAUUAGUUCAUACACAGCUUGGUGCGAUUCCACAAUCGUGCUUUCAUGGAUUGGCAUGCCCUCUUAUCGACUCAAGGUUUAUGUGUCAAAUCGAGUUGCAGAAAUACAGGAAAAUAUCCCACCUUCAUUUUGGCAACAUAUUUCAUCACUAGAAAAUCCAGCGGAUGUUGGGUCAAGGGGUACCGCCCCACAAGAUUUGAUUAACCACACACUUUGGUGGAAUGGACCUGUCUGGUUGUGUAACUCUGAAGAAAAUUGGCCAAAGUCUGUCUGUAAAUCUUUACCUGAAGAGUCUAUCCCUGAAACUAAGAUUCUCACAGUUAACACUCUCUCUGCUGUUCCGGAUGAACCAUUUUCUCUCCUCACUCGCUUCUCAUCUUGGACAACACUACUUCAUGUUUCCGCAUACCUGCUGCGCUUCAUUCAUAACACCAGAAAUAAAGUUAAACAAAUUGGGAAUUUAACUUCUCAGGAGAUAAAAGAGGCUCAUAACCUGAUUUGUAAAUUGGUUCAACGAGAAUAUUUUUCUGAAGAAAUCUCAUGUUUGAAAUCCAAUAAACCUUGCUCUGUACGCAUUAGACGCCUAGCUCCUUAUCUGGAUAAAGAUGGCCUCAUUCGAGUAGGGGGAAGAAUAAACAAGGCUGAUAUCUCUGAAGAUCACAAACACCCCGUCUUGCUACCUAAAGGUCAUAGAUGUAAACCUCCUCAUUCUUCUCCACUCAUGGGGGAAUUACCUAUGAAUCGAGUUACACCUUCAAGGCCAUUUUCCAUAUCUGGUGUAGAUUAUGCAGGACACUUCUUUGUGAAGCAACAUCUACUAAGACGAGUUCAACCUAUCAAGGUUUAUAUUUGUAUAUUUAUUUGCUUCUCUACUAAGGCGGUACACAUAGAAGUAGUAACCGACCUAACAGCGGAUGCCUAUUUAGCCGCUCUUACCAGAUUUGUCUCCAGACGAGGAAUCGUUUCAGAUAUUCACUGUGACAAUGCUACAAAUUUCACAGGUGCAUCCGAAAAACUCAGACGCAACUUUGAAAAUUUAAUCAAGGAUUCCACAGUACAAUGCUACGCUGAGAAUUUCAAUAUUAAAUUUCACUUCUUACCUCCACAUGCACCUCAUCAGGGAGGCCUUUGGGAGAGGGCCGUCAAAAGUGUGAAAUUUCACCUAAUAAGAGUCAUUGGACAACAGACCCUGUCACUGGAAGAGUUUUCGACUUUAAUCACCCGUAUUGAAGGAAUGAUGAACUCUAGGCCUAUAACUCCUCUUUCUUCUGAUCCCUCGGACCUAGAAGCUUUGACGCCAGGUCAUUUUUUAGUAGGUGGUCCUCUUAUGACACCUCUUGAACCUGACUUGCGUAGCAUUCCUAUCAACCGAUUAAAACGCUGGCAGGUAGUCCAACAGUUCAGUCAACAUAUCUGGGCUCGCUGGCAGAAAGAGUAUCUGUACACUCUUUAA